GUGCGCUGUGGCCCCCCGGUCAUCACUCCAAAUCUCACUCCUUUUUAAUUCCCAACUACUAUCAAUUAAACAUUAAUAUUAGCCUAAACAAUUCAUUAUAAUCGUGCAUAUAAACCCCUCUUCAAGUCAUGUUAUUCAACAGAGGUUGAGACCUUUGGCGCCAAUAGAUUCCAUCUGCUGCUGCCACAGACUUCUGCUCAUCAAACACAUAUCAGGAUGGAAUCUUUGGAGAUUCCAUCGCCGGUUGCUGAGAGGUUGGAAUCUACUGUUGCAGCGGCGACGAAAGUUCAGAAGGUCUACAGGAGCUACAGGACCAGGUGCAGGUUAGCAGACUCUGCUGUGAUCAUUGAGGAGCUCUGGUGGCAAGCGCUGGAAUUCGCUACCUUGAACCACAGCGCGGUUUCUUUCUUCAAUUUCCUCAAGCCUGAAUCAGCCGUUUCAAGAUGGAAUCGAAUUAGUCUGAAUGCGUCAAAGGUUGGACAGGGUUUAUCAAAAGAUUCCAAAGCUCUGAAGCUGGCUUUUCAGCACUGGAUUGAAGCCAUUGAUCCAAGGCACCGUUACGGGCAUAAUCUGCACAUGUAUUAUGAGAAAUGGAGUGAAAUCAUUAAGAACUUGUUAAUGAAGCAUGGGGGAGCUUGGCUCCAUGGUAGUUUGCAUCAAUCUCUGGAGCUUUGCAGGCUGGAUAUUGGUGCUGGAAGAAAUGUUGAUCUUCCUGAAUGUCCAAGGUCAUUGCUUCGUCAGCAAUGCAUUAAAUAUUUGGGCCCUAAAGAGCGGGAGCACUAUGAAUAUAUACCUAAAGAGGGAAAAUUAGUGCACAGGCAAACUGGAGAGCUACUUGAUACAGAUAAUACAUCCGAAGGGGCCAAGUGGAUUUUUGUGAUGAGCACAUCUAAGAAGAUAUAUGCUGGCAGGAAAAAGAAAGGUAUAUUUCAUCAUUCUAGCUUCCUUGCGGGAGGAACCACUUUAGCAGCUGGUAGAUUCACUGCAGAGAAUGGAGUAGUCAAGUCUAUCUGGGCCUACAGUGGACAUUACAAGCCAUCAGAGGAGAACUUAAACAAUUUCUUGACCCUGCUCCAAGAAAACGGAGUUAAUCUAGAUGAAGUUCAGGUUUGUUCCUCAUCUAAUGGAGACUAUUACGAUGACCCGAAACAAGACCAAGCAUAUAUGAUUAAUUACCACUAUAAAAGGAGUUUAUCUGGUGGACUUCAUAGCCCAAGGGUUGAUGUGCCACAUGAAGCAAUUCUUGAGAGAAUCAAAUCAAAAAGAGAAGCUAGUUCUUAUCAGUUGGGUCAACAGCUAGCAGUGAAAUGGGGUACAGGUGCAGGUCCAAGAAUUGGGUGUGUUGCAGAUUACCCGAUUGAACUGAGAAAGCAAGCAAUGGAGUUCGUGAACCUCUCGACCACGAACGACCAUUCUAUAAGUUUCUCAUCCAAGUUUUCCCUGACUUCAGUUUGUGCUGGUGGAGAAAAUUGACUGUUUUCACUUGAUUAUCACGUAUAUCUUGAAGAUGCAACUAAUGGGGCCGAAAUAGUCAUGUAUGAUGUAAUGCGUCACUUUGAUGUAUGCACUCAUGUUGAGUUGAAGAAUAAAUUAUUAGAAAUUUUGAUGACC
Molecule: messenger RNA, 1611 nt
Organism: Asparagus officinalis (garden asparagus)
Lineage: Eukaryota; Viridiplantae; Streptophyta; Magnoliopsida; Asparagales; Asparagaceae
Product: IQ domain-containing protein IQM3-like
Exons: 11
Coding region: 217-1473 (418 amino acids)
Source: RefSeq, a predicted model, not a curated record